AUGUCUUUCGACAGCCCUUCGGUUACUGCGGAUACUCUUCCCGGUGGUUUGCAUGUACUGAAUCCUGUAUCACCAACAAACGGCAAGUGCAGAACGGACGUUUCCUUCAGUGCGAGUAAUACAGGAGAUCAUCAGAUCUGUCUGAAGGCUUCUCUGCCAAGUAUUACGGGUGAAAAGAGAUGCUACAAUCUACAGAUUCCGAGUACAUCUCCAGCGUUAACACCCUGUGAGAGACAGACCUGCCAAAAUGGUGGACUGUGUAAAGGUGAUCCGUCAGGCAGUAUCGCCACUUGUUCCUGUAUCGCUGGGUUCUCUGGACAGGAUUGUAGUAUUGUCGGCGCCCAUGUUGUCGGCCACAUGGCUGGGAAUCCAAUACCACCUACUGUUGGUUCCCCACCAGUGAUUACUGAUACCGUCGUACCUGAUACCGUAUCCUGUGUGGUGAAUACCAUCUGCCAUGUACCACUCAUUGUCACCGGAGACCCCAACAACCCACCAACUCUCACUCCGGUACAUAAUGACCCAGGAUCACAAAUUGGACAAGUGGAUGUUCCCAAUCCUCCUCACCAACUCCCAGGAAGCCCACCAGGGACUUACAAAGGUGACGUCACUGUAACGGAUAGUAAUCUAGGAAUACACACGUCAUGUGUUCAGACUGCAGACAUAACAGGAAACGCUGCCCAGAUUGUGUGUUUUAAAGUAAACAUGGUUGGUUCUCCUGCACCUGGAACUAUUGCUACGCCCGGUGGCCAGCAGAUCGUGGAACCUACCCUUCCCGAUGGGUCAGUGAUUAAAUGCACCAAGGACAAAUCCUGUCAUGUCCUCAUCCAUACUGCUCCCACAGGAUCAAAUUGUGAUCCCAGAGUUACCGAGAAAGGAACCCUAUCCAGUAGCAUUGAUGUGUUCGCACCAGUCCUGGACAAUGACGGGACGUGUGUAACGGACAUCAGUCUCCCCUCCAACACUUUAGGCGACAAACAUUUGUGCUUUCAAGUAGCACCAGUCGUAAGUGGGGGAAACGCGGAAUCUCGCUGCUACGAUUUACAUGUUGACCAAGACCCUUGUAUUACGUUGCCAUGUCCGACAAGCAAUGGGACAUGCAUUUCAGGGUCAGGAUUUCCGAAAUGUCAGUGUAAACCCGGAUAUGUAGGUCUCACAUGUAAUACAGGUAAAUAUUGUGCAUCAGUGACGUGUAAUAACGGUACGUGUAUCAUUAGGAAUGGAAGCAGUUUCUGCAUCUGCCCUCCGGGUAAACGAGGAAACAAUUGUUAUAAUGACUCUUCAACUCCUAUACCAGGGUCACUUCCAGGACCAAAUACUGACCCCAAAUUUGUGGAUACAGUGUUACCAAAGAGAAUUGUAUGUACCAUUAACGAAGAAUGUAAGAUACAAGUACCGGUGGCGGGAACACCAGUCACACCGAGCAAUAUUCAGUUUGGACAUUUAGACAGUGGGGUGACUCCUGGAUCGGUAGUCGUUGAUCCGUCUACGGUUUCAACUAACCAACACCUAACAACCGUGGGGUUUACGCCAUUUAGUACUGGAGAUAAACGUGUGUGUGUGCAGACAAAGACAAGCACACAAAAUGUGGACGAGAUGUGCUUUAUCGUUGAUUCCAAAGCGCCACCUGCCGGGUCAACAGCAAUUCCUGAUUUAUCACAGCCUCAGUUUACGUCGCCAUCGUUACCUGACAAUUCUGUUGUGGAAUGUAAAGCAGGUGCUACGUGUCAUAUCCAUUUGUCGGCAACUCCCGGAAGUUCGACAAACAACUGUCCAGACAUAGUGCAAGUCGCCACGGGACAGAUGCAAAAUACACACGUGUUCAAAACAAAUCCAACCGCCACUGCAACAAAGCCAACUUGUCAAUCAACAUUAACACUGGCGCCAACAUCUGGUCAGAAAGGUGACCAGCAUGUCUGUGUGAAACCAGCAUUAAGCAGUAAGCAAGGCAACAUUAAAUGUUUUACUAUCAAGGUUACGGACCCAAAUGUCGAUGCAUCAACUGGUGGACCAUGCCAAUCUACCCAUUGUCAAAACGGAGGUAACUGUGAUGCUGACUUCAGCGGAUCUACAGCUACAGCCAAGUGCAAUUGUGCAUUGGGCUUUAAGGGGUUGGCAUGUGAUACAGUUGACCCAUGUGGUUUCAUCAAAAAUGGUCAAACAUUUUGUCUUUGUCCCUCAGGCAAAACCGGUGAUCUGUGUAACAAUGACUCGUAUUUUUUAACAGACGGAUCAAAACAGAUACAUGGAUCUCCUACAGUGUCAUCGACGGAACCAGUGUUUGUAGAUACUGCGUUACCGAAGACCGUGACAUGUUUUGUCGGGAAAACAUGCACUAUACCUUUACCUGUGUCAGGAAAUGCUGUAACACAAUCUAAUGUUGCCUUCGGGUUGGUCGAUCCCGGUAUCUCAGCAGAAACAUUGACUGUACAUCCAUUAUCAGGUAGCACCAGUCUAUUGCAUGUUCCAGUCACACCAACACAGCCUGGAACCAAACACGUCUGUGUACAAACAAAAACGGCUUCUUCAAAUGUCGACGAAAUCUGCUUCGAUGUAAACGCAGUGCAACCGCCAACAGGUAUCAUUUCACAACCUCUUGACGGAAAUAAACCACAGUUCACGUCACCAACACUACCGGAAAAUUCUGUUGUUGAAUGUGAAGUCGACUCUCUGUGUCAUCUUCACCUCACUACGACAACAGGGACGUCAAGCAAUACUUGUCCCGAUGUUCUACAGACAGGAACAACACUAAUGAAGAAUCUAUUGGCGUUCUCUACACCCUCCACAACAACUUCUACGUGCAAUACAGACGUUACCAUAUUACCAACCAAUAGUGAGAUGGGAGAUAACCAUGUAUGUCUGAAGCCCACCAAAACGAGUGGUGAUCAAGGAAAGCUGAAAUGUAUCACAGUGCAUGUUGUUGGUCCAAAUGCUGCUUCGGAAGGAGGUCCUUGUCAAAGUUUACAUUGCCAGAACAACGGCACCUGCACUGCCAAGAUCAAUGUAAUGCCACUCAGCGCUCGCUGUUUGACCCAUGUUCUUCAACACCCUUGGUUUGUCAAAACGGGGGCGUUUGUAAAGACGUCAAUGGAAAAGCGACCUGUUUAUGUCCACCAGGAUGGAAGGGUACAACUUGUCAAACAGCCGGAUCCUGCUUUCAUAGAUACAACUAUUCCAGUGACGGUGGCAUGCAUCGUUGGCCAACCUUGUAACAUACCCUUACUGCUGAAAGGUGCUGGUGUUACUGCAAAAACCAGCGAAGCUUGUUUCACGGUAAAGGCCACCAAACCCCAAGUUGGUACUGGAGCAACUCUUCCUUCGACUAAGGCAGAGGCGGCGAAAAUGGGUAGAGCGACAUGUAUGUGUACACUGACCAGUGGUAAAGAGGUUGUGGUCAUUAACAAGCGGCCGAAAGCCACUACAGUACAGCUCCUCAAAGCGACCGGAAUUGGCGCCGGAAGUGUUACUGGGGCAAUCACUAUAGCAGCAAUCAUAUACAUGAUCGUUGGCAAAAUUAAAGGUGCUAAAACAUCUAACCCGAGUCCAAGGGAUAGGACCAAUAAUUCUGAUAAAAGGACCCAAGUCAACAAACCACGUCCGCAACCUAGACACCGCCGUUAA
Messenger RNA from Ylistrum balloti, 3621 nucleotides. RefSeq names its product neurogenic locus notch homolog protein 3-like. The transcript is spliced from 36 exons. Gene Ontology annotation, molecular function: calcium ion binding. Lineage: Eukaryota; Metazoa; Mollusca; Bivalvia; Pectinida; Pectinidae. Bases 1 to 3621 code for a protein of 1206 amino acids. The record is from RefSeq and is a predicted model, not a curated record.